Solanum dulcamara is the source of this 1579-nucleotide messenger RNA. RefSeq names its product probable 26S proteasome non-ATPase regulatory subunit 3. The transcript is spliced from 8 exons. Lineage: Eukaryota; Viridiplantae; Streptophyta; Magnoliopsida; Solanales; Solanaceae. Gene Ontology annotation, cellular component: proteasome complex; proteasome regulatory particle, lid subcomplex. Bases 8 to 1471 code for a protein of 487 amino acids. Gene Ontology annotation, molecular function: enzyme regulator activity. The record is from RefSeq and is a predicted model, not a curated record. Gene Ontology annotation, biological process: regulation of protein catabolic process; ubiquitin-dependent protein catabolic process.
AUCAACCAUGGCCUUUCUAGUUGUUAUAGUAUCUGUUUUCUAUAUUGCAAUGGUUGUUGUAUGGGUUUCUCAGGUUUUCUUUAAAAUGAAUGAUCAAGAGGUUAAGGUUGAACAUCAGUCACCUCCUUUUGUAUAUGACGACUUCUCAGUAGAUCCUUCUGUCUUUCGAGAUUUGAAGGAAGUAGUAUCACUGAUUGAGAAUGGAGCAUAUAAAAGUGAAGUGAGGAAGAUAUACAGGGCUAUGAGAUUGACCAUGAAACUCAGGAGCAAACUAAAGGCUUCAUUACUCUCUGCUUUCCUGAACUAUGUUCUUGCCCCUGAUUCCGAGGUCCAUGAGCGGCUAUCUUCAUACCUGCCUCAGGAUAGGCAUGACACUCAAGUUGAUGUGGAAAUGCCUGCAACAGAAUCCAAACAUCUGUUGCCUGAAUUCGAGAUCUUUUGCUACUUGCUUGUUCUAAUAUUUCUGAUUGAUCAGAAGAAAUACAAUGAGGCUAAGGCUUGUUCCUCAGAAAGCAUUGUUCAUCUAAAAAGUAUGAAUAGUAUAACUGCUGAUGUUCUUGCAUCAAGACUCUACUUCUACUACUCUUUAAGUUAUGAACUUGCUGGUGAUCUUGCUGAAAUCCGAGGUAACUUGCUUGCUCUAUACCGGAGUGCAACAGUACACCAUAAUAAUUUUAGUCAGGAAACACUUCUUAAUCUGUUGUUGAGAAAUUACCUUCACUACAACUUAUAUGAUCAAGCAGAAAAAUUUUGUUCAAAGGCUCACCAAGUUGAAGCUCUUUCUAACCAACAGUAUUGCAGAUACCUCUUCUACCAGGGAAAGAUAAAGACAAUUCAGUUGGAGUAUACAGAUGCCAAAGAUUUUCUUCAAGCUGCCCAGAAAGGUCCAACAACUGCUGUUGGUUUCCAAAUACAAUGCAAUAAGUGGGCUGUUAUAGUCCAUUUAUUGCUUGGAGAGAUCCCUCAGAGGACUGUUUUUACACAGAAAAGAAUGGAAAAAGCACUGAGACCAUACUUUGAGCUGACAAAUGCUUUUCGCGUUGGAGAUCUAGAGUUACUCAGAAGAGUAGCUGAGAAAUUUUCCAGCACAUUCAGCCAAGACAGAACAAGUAACUUGAUUAUCAGACUCAGGCGUAAUGUCAUUCGGACAGGGCUCAGGAACAUCAGUGUCUCGUACACUCGCAUUUCACUGGCUGACAUUGCCAAGAAACUAAAAUUGGAUUUUGAAAAUCCAGUUGGUGAUGCUGAGAACAUUGUAGCCAAAGCAAUUCGAGAUGGUAUAAUUGAUGCCACAUUGGACCAUGCAAAUGGAUGGUUGGUAUCAAAGGCAACUGGAGAUGUUUACUCCACAUAUGAGCCUCAAAUUGCUUUUGACUCAAGAAUUGUCUUCUGUCUUAAUAUGCACAAUGAGGCUCUCCGUGCUCUUCGAUUUCCUCGAGAUUUGAGGAGUAAAGAAAGCGUAGCGACGUAGACAAAGGCUUUUAAUAGAACCAAAAUCUUGUAAAAUUAUCCUUUGGAUUUAAGUUAUACACACUCGAAUUUUUACGGUAUCAAUGCAAUUUAACUUGAAAUAGUAGGU